Molecule: messenger RNA, 495 nt
Organism: Mytilus trossulus (common blue mussel)
Lineage: Eukaryota; Metazoa; Mollusca; Bivalvia; Mytilida; Mytilidae
Product: chorion peroxidase-like
Exons: 2
Coding region: 1-495 (164 amino acids)
Biological process (GO): response to oxidative stress
Molecular function (GO): peroxidase activity; heme binding
Source: RefSeq, a predicted model, not a curated record
AUGGCGAGAUUUGGGUUAUUUUCGCGAGAUGCGAAUGAAGGCGUGUUCAGUGAUUGUUAUGACGCCGAUAUAAAUCCACAGGUAUUGGAUGGUGUUAACGUUGCUGCACAUCGUUUUGGUCACUCACAAGUAACAAACAAUCAGAACUUAGUGGAUGAUAACUACAACACAGUGGCUAUAAAAGUUGAUGAUGUAUUUGAUAAUCCGCAACUUGUUCAGCUAAAUAAUGGAACCAAUAUACCAUUAAUAGCAAGAAAUUUAGCGUGUUCAGCCAGUAACAGGAUUGAUAAUUUUAUUGUUGAUGGGAUGAGAAACAGAUUAGAACGUAUACCGGAACCACCAGGGUCUGAUAUUGUCGCCAGAAACAUACAGAGAGGAAGAGAACAAGGAGUUUCGGGAUACAACAAAUGGCGGGAAACUUGUGGCCUCGAACCUAUAAAAUCAUUCAAAGUGUUUGGAAAGUAUUGGAAAGCACUCUCAGAAUUGUAUAAGUGA